AUUUUGCAUGUCAGCCAGGGACGGAAUUAGAGCUGUCAAAAUGAUCCUCAUCUUAAGAACGACCUGAGCUCAGCACUUGUUCCUGCCUCUUUCUGCUCUUGCUUUUCACGACACGCGCUCCUAUGUCUCACCGGAAGUUCCAUGCUCCCCGUCACGGACACCUUGGCUUUCUGCCGCGGAAACGCAGCCGGAGGCACCGGGGCAAAGUGCACAGCUGGCCCAAGGACGACCCCAGGAAGCCUGUGCAUCUCACCGCCUUCCUGGGCUACAAGGCCGGCAUGACCCACACCCUGAGGGAGGUGCACCGUGUCGGCCUCAAGAUUUCCAAGCGAGAGGAGGUGGAGGCCGUCACCAUUGUCGAGACACCUCCCGUGGUGGUUGUGGGGAUUGUGGGAUACAUCAACACCAUCCGUGGCCUCCGGACCUUCAAGACCAUCUUCGCCGAGCACAUCAGUGAUGAGUGCAAACGGCGCUUCUACAAGAACUGGUACAAGAGCAAAAAGAAGGCUUUCACCAAGUGCUCCAAGAAGUGGCAAGAUGAAGCCGGCAAGAAGCAGCUGGAGAAGGAUUUCACCAUGAUGAAGAAGUACUGCAAGGUGAUCCGGGUCAUUGUCCAUUCACAGAUGCGGCUUCUGCCCCUGAAGCAGAAGAAGGCCCACAUCAUGGAGGUGCAGCUGAAUGGUGGCACCAUCCCGGAGAAGGUGGACUGGGCCCGCGAGCGGCUGGAGCGGCCUGUACCGAUCUCCAGCGUCUUCACGCAGGACGAGAUGAUCGACGUUAUUGGGGUCACCAAGGGUCAUGGUGUUAAAGGUGUGACCAGCCGCUGGCGUACCAAAAAGCUGCCCAGGAAGACUCACAAGGGCCUGCGGAAGGUGGCAUGUAUCGGCGCCUGGCACCCGGCCCGGGUGGGCUACACCAUUGCCCGCGCUGGCCAGAAGGGCUACCACCACCGCACUGAGCUCAACAAGAAGAUCUAUCGCAUCGGGAAAGGCAUCCAUGUACAGGACGGAAAAGUGAUUCGUAACAACGCCUCAACCAGCUACGACACGACGGCGAAGACCAUCACGCCCCUGGGCGGCUUCCCUCACUACGGCGAAGUGAACAACGACUUCCUCAUCCUGAAGGGCUGCGUGGUCGGCCCCAAGAAACGCGUCCUGACGCUCAGAAAGUCGCUUCUGGUGCAGACGACACGCAAGGUCAGGGAGACCGUGGAGCUGAAGUUCAUCGACACCACGUCCAAGUUCGGCCAUGGCCGCUUCCAGACCGCGCAGGAGAAGAGAGCCUUCAUGGGUCCCCAGAAGAAAGACCUGCUGAAGAAGCUUCCAGAGCCCCAAGCAGAGGAGGCAUAAAGCAGGAUAGUGCCAUAAGAAAGCCCCGCACACCACAGUGCUAUGGGAGAAUAAAGCGGCAUCCUCACACUC
Molecule: messenger RNA, 1421 nt
Organism: Brienomyrus brachyistius
Lineage: Eukaryota; Metazoa; Chordata; Actinopteri; Osteoglossiformes; Mormyridae
Product: 60S ribosomal protein L3-like
Exons: 10
Coding region: 123-1349 (408 amino acids)
Biological process (GO): ribosomal large subunit assembly; translation
Cellular component (GO): cytosolic large ribosomal subunit; ribosome
Molecular function (GO): RNA binding; structural constituent of ribosome
Source: RefSeq, a predicted model, not a curated record